This is a messenger RNA of Lepus europaeus (European hare), 8111 nucleotides long. It is a transcript of the gene RAD51D, whose product is annotated as RAD51 paralog D. Lineage: Eukaryota; Metazoa; Chordata; Mammalia; Lagomorpha; Leporidae. The record is from RefSeq and is a predicted model, not a curated record. Gene Ontology annotation, biological process: double-strand break repair via homologous recombination; DNA strand invasion; reciprocal meiotic recombination. The transcript has 10 exons. Gene Ontology annotation, cellular component: Rad51B-Rad51C-Rad51D-XRCC2 complex; replication fork; centrosome. Gene Ontology annotation, molecular function: single-stranded DNA binding; four-way junction DNA binding; ATP binding. Bases 169 to 1167 code for a protein of 332 amino acids.
GGCGCUGGACGGGCGGGUGGUCACCCCCGUCCCGCUACCCGCCCGCUCGGCGCGGCUCCUUGCCCUUUCCUCCCGCCACCAGCGCGUCAGGACCCGCUGCACCGAGGCGUGCGAGGGGCGUCUGAAGGGGGCUUUGCAGGGACGCUCUGUCCCGCGCCGGCGGGGAGGAUGGGCGUGCUCAGGGUCGGCCUGUGCCCAGGCCUCAGCCCGGAGAUGGUCCAGCUCCUGAGGAGCCGCGGCAUCAGGACAGUGGUGGACCUGGCCUCCGCGGACCUGGAGGAGGUGGCCCAGAAGUCUGGCUUGUCUUACAAGGCCCUGGUCGCCCUGCGGCGGGUGCUGCUGGCUCAGUUCUCGGCUUUCCCCAUCAAUGGCGCUGAUCUCUACGAGGAACUCAAGAGCUCCACCGCCAUCCUGUCCACGGGCAUCGGGAGCCUGGACAAACUGCUUGAUGCUGGUCUCUAUACUGGAGAAGUAACUGAAAUCGUAGGAGCCCCAGGUAGCGGCAAAACCCAGGUAUGUCUUUGUGUGACUGCCCAUGUGGCCCAUGGCCUCCAGCAGAACGUCUUGUACAUUGAUUCCAAUGGAGGGCUGACAGCCUCGCGCCUCCUCCAGCUGCUGCAGGCUAGAACCCAGGACGAGGAGGAACAGGCAGCAGCUCUGCAGAGGAUCCAGGUGGCACGUGCGUUUGACAUCUUCCAGAUGCUGGAUGUGCUGCAGGACCUCCGAGGCGCUGUGGCCCAGCAGUCUCUCCAGGUGACGGGUUCUUCAGGGACUGUGAAGGUAGUCAUUGUGGACUCGGUGACUGCGGUGGUCUCCCCACUUCUGGGAGGUCAGCAGAGGGAAGGCUUGGCCUUGAUGAUGCAGCUGGCCCGAGAGCUGAAGACCCUGGCCCGGGACCUUGGCCUGGCGGUGGUGGUGACCAACCAUGUGACCCGAGAUAGGGACAGUGGGAAGCUUAAACCUGCUCUUGGACGCUCCUGGAGCUUUGUACCUAACACCCGGAUUCUCCUGAACAUCACUGAGGAAGCAGGAGCAUCAGAAAGGAGCUGGCGCACAGCGUGUCUGACCAAAUCCCCCCGUCAGCCAACGGGUGUCCAGGAGGUUGUAGACAUUAUGACCUGGGGGCCUCCAGAGCAGAGCUCAGCAUCCCAAGAAGAACAGACGUGACUGGUGCAAUGACUGGUGCUGUUGUUUGGGAAGCGGAGGGCAUUGAGGCCCUCCCGAAUUUUCCUUCCUAGUGGGACCUGCUGUUCACUGCCACUCAUCCUGGGACUGCCAUGUUCUCAGGCUGGUGAGAGGAGAGAGGACAGCCUCACUCUGUAAGAAGUCAUGGAGCCACAGGCCAGGGAGGAGGCUACAGUGGGAAAACCCAGAAGUUCAAGAUUCAGAUUCCUUCCCUUGUUCUGCGAGCGCUGAGCUCACCCUGACUUGGGGCGUCUCUGAAGAGGCACGCUAAUGACUGGCUGGUCACCCUGAAUGUCACCGUCUGAUCCUGUGCUGCGUCCUAGCGUGGUGACCGAGCCAGGAAGCCUGUGCUUGCCUUUGCUUCUGUCUCUUCUUUCUGUUGGGAGUGAGGGCCUCUGUGUGUGUAUCUUAGCUCCCUUUCCCUUGGCUGUCUCUUGAGUUACUGGGGAAAUAACCUCAUGAAUGCAAAACUCUCCUUUGUCUAUGUCCUUUUCUUAAAAAUAUAGAAAGAAAAUUCCCUGAGCCCCCCCCCCCCCAAGAAGGUUGUUUUUCAGGGAUCCCCACAGAACGGUUAUUCCUCCUCUCUCUAGCUGGUUUGGUUUCACACACCUGCAUUCGUCACCAUGAAUAGGUGGCAGUGGGAGCUUGCAGCAGUCCCAGGGGUAUAACUUAACAGGAAGGGAGGAUAGGAACUGCUCCCGGUGAAUCCAGUCACUUGUUUAAUAUGCACGGUGCCCUGUGGGGCCGUUGCACAGGGUGGAGUGACCAGAGGUGUUGAACCAUGGCCUUGCCCAUAAACAGAGAAGAACACACACAGUAAAUAGAGCCAGCUGGGGAAAUUGAUGCUGGUGUCAAUCAUACAUGGCAAGUCUGUAGAAAUUCAUUGCUGGUGGCUCCGAGAUGCAAUAUAAUUACAGCUCUUCCUGCCAGCUGUACCACAGCCUAGUGCCCAAGUGUAUGAAAUCACCCCCCAGUCUGUGAUCAGCACUGUGGCCAUCCAUCUGAGAGCCGUAACCCUGUCUGGGAGGGGAGGUGACACCAGGGAGUGUAAAAUAAAAGGCAAAGUAGGCAAUUGGUCAGGAUUGCUUACUGACCAUAUUUUUUUUUUACUUUUUUUUGAAAGAGAGACACUGAAAGAGUUCCCAUCACUGGUUCACUCCCUAAAUGUGCACAACAGCUAUAGCUGGGCCAGGCUGAAACUGGGAGCUGUGAAUUCAUUUCAGGUAUCCCACGUGGGUGGCAGGGACCCAGCCACCUGAGCCAUCACCGGCUGCCUCCCAGGGUCUCCCUCAACAGGAAGCUGGAAUCAGGAGUGGAGCGAGCUGAAAGUCGAACCCAGAUGUGGCUUACAUGGGAUGCAGAUGUCCCAAGUGCUGUCUUAAUGUGUCUGCACCAACUACAUGUUUGUUUCGUUUUUUGUUUUUUGUUUUGUUUUGUUUUUUUAAGAUUUAUUUAUUUAUUUGGAAGGCAGAGUUACAGAGAAGCAGAGAGAGAAAGAGAGGUCUUCCAUCAUCUGUUGGUUCACUCCCCAAAAUGCCACAAUAACUGGAGCUGGGCUGAUCAGGAGACAGGAGCUUCUUCCAAGUUUCCCACGUGGGUGCAGGGGCCCAAGAACUUGGCCAUUUUCUACUGCUUUCCCAGGCCAUAGCAGAGAGCUGGAUUGGAAGUGGGGCAGCUAGAACUCGAACUGGCACCCAUAUGGGAUGCUGGCACCACAGGCCGGGGCUUUAACCCACUGUGCCAAGCGUCGGCCUUGCUUCAUCCUCUAGACUUUGCUCUGUCUUGCCUGCAUGCCGGCUACAUGCUCCACUGUGGCCACACUGCACUAUGCAGUCCUCUGAUAGGCCUCAGAGUGGCUCUUGGUCCCAGUGCUCUCUUUGUUUACGUGUCUGCCUCUGCCUGUCCCUCGCUGUGCCCACUGUACACUCACUCUGACAUUCUUCCUUCUUCAUGCCUCAACUGUUGUCUGGAUGGAUGUUUCUACCACACUGUGGACUUGCACCUUCAUUCGCAUAUCUGCCUGUUAGCCUGAGAUGCACUCCAAGGGCUUUUGUGUCCAUUUCUUUCUCCACGUUAUGGUAGUGAUUAUGAAGCAUAUGAUAUUGGAUAAGUCUUUAAAAAAUACUUCUUUGAGAGAGAGCUCCCAUUCGUUGGGUCAGUCCCCAAAUGUACACAACAGCCCUGGGUGGGAUACUGAAGCCAGGAGCUGGAAACAAUCCAAGUCUCCCAUGUGGGUGGCAGUGACACAAUUACUUGAGCCAUCAAUACUGUCUCCCAGGGUUUGCAUCAGCAGGAAGCUGGAGUCAAGAAGAUCCAGGACUUGAACCCAGGUACACUGAUAAGGCACAAGGGCUAUUUAAACCUGUGACUUAACCACCAGGCUAAGUAACUGCCCCUUAAUACAUUUUAAAGAUGGCAUAAGAAAGAUGCAGUAAUGUUUUCCUGUUGAUUUAGAUAAUUAAGUCUCCAGUCUUUUAUUCACAUCUUUCUACACGAGACUAUUAGGUGUCUUUCAUUUGAAAUGAGACAAAAUGGGGGCCGGUGCCAUGGCUCACUUGGUUAAUCCUCCACCUGCGGCGCCGGCAUCCCAUAUGGGCACCGGAUUCUGUCCCAGUUGCUCCUCUUCCAGUGCAGCUCUCUGCUGUGGCCCAGGAAGGCAGUGGAGGAUGGCCCAAGUGCUUGGGUCCCUGCACUCACAUGGGAAACCAGGAGGAAGAACCCAGCUCCUGGCUUUGGAUAGGCGUAGCGCCGGCCAUAGUGGCCAUUAGGGGAGUGAACCAAAGGAGGGAAGACUUUUGUCUCUCUCUCUCUCACUGUCUAUAACUACCUGUAAAAAAAAAAAAAAAAAAGAGAGAGACAAAAUGAAUAUUGAGUCACUACUGUGUGCUAGCACUUGGUGGCCUUCAAGUCAGACAUUUGAACUCCCAGAGACUCAGGUAAAGGGCCCGGGUAUCACGAAACCUGCUUCCCCCUGCAAGAAACAAAAUGCAGUGUGAAGAAGUGUAAACAAUACUGUCAGUUCUUAUCUCUAAUAACAUGAAGUCCAGGUUGGUUAAUUUAGUGGUCAGUCAGGAGGCGUAGGGCCUUUCCAGCUUUCUGUUCUGUUCUCCUUUGUGUGGGCUUGGUUUUCAAGCUCACUGCUCUCAUCAAAGCCUAGCUGCAGCCAGUCUGAGCAUCAGUCCAGACAUGACAAUAUUGAUGGGCGGGAAAGGGAUCACCUUGUAACCUUUUAAGAACAAAGGGGGCCCGGUGCUGUGGCGCAGCAGUUUAAAGCCCUGGCCUGAAGUGCCGGCACCCAUAGGGGUGCUGGUUCUAGUCCUAGCUACUCUUCUUCCAACCCAGCUCUCUGCUAUGGCGUGGGAAAGCAGUAGAAGAUGGCCCAAGUCCUUGGACCCCUGCACCUGUGUGGGAGACCCGAAGGAAGUUCCUGGCUCCUGGCUUCAGUUUGGCACAGCUCCGGCCAUUGAGGCCAUCUGGGAAGUGAAGCAGUGCAUGGAAGACCUCUCUCUGUCUCUACCACUCUCUGGAACUCUGUCUUUCAAAUAAAUAAAUCUUAAAAAACAAACAAACAAAACCAAAGGGGAGGGGGCUAGCGCUGUGGCAUAGUGGGUAAAGCUGCUGCCUGCAGUGUUGGCAUCCCAUAUGGGUGGUGUUCUAGUCCCAGCUGCUCCACUUCCAAUCCAGCUCUCUGCUAUGGCCUGGGAAAGCAGUACAAGAUGGCCCAAGUCCUUUGGCCCCUGCAUCUGCAAGGGAGACUCGGAAGAAGCUCCUGGCUCCUGGCUUCAAGUCAGCGUAGCUCUAGCCGUUGCGGCCAUCUGGGGUGUGAACCAGCAGAUGGAAGACCUCUCUCUUUCUCUCUCUGCCUCUGUCUCAAAUAAGUAAAUGAAUCUUUAAAAAAAAAAAAAGGAGAGGGGUCAGGUGGUGUUGUGGUGUAGCUCGUAUUGCUUCUGUCUGUGAUCCCAUAUGGGUACAGUUCGAGUCUCGGCUGUUCCGCUUUCAAUCCAGUUCCCUGUUAAUGUUCCUGGGGUAAACAGCGGAGGAUGGCCCAAGUACUUGGGCUCCUGCAUCCACAUGGGAGACUUGGAAGAAGCUCCUGGCUCCUAGCUUUGGCUUGGCCCAGCUCCAGCCCCAGCUAUUGCAGCCAUUUGGGGAGUAAACCAGCAGAUGGAAGAUCUCUCGCUCUGUCUCUCCUCUCUCUGUAACUCUGCCUUUCAAACAAAGUAAAGCAAAAAGAACAAAGGCAAGGCAGAAUUGUGACACAGCAGGUUAAGUCUCCACUUGGGACUAAGCGUCUUACAUUGAUGUUCUUGGGUUCAAGUCCCACCUCUGCUUCCAAUCCAACUUCCUCCUAAUGUGCACCCUGGGAGGCGGCAGAGAUGGCUCAAGUACUUGGGUCUCUACCACCCCAUGGGGGACUUGGAGUUUCUGGCUCUUGGCUUUGGCCUGGCCCAGCCCUGGCUGUUGAGGGCCUGUGGAGAGUGAACCGGUAGAUGGAAGAUCUCUCUGUCUCUCUACCUUUCAAAUAAAGUGAAAAGAAAUAAAAAUUUUAAAAAGGAACACUCAGAACUUGCUAAAAAGCAGACUUCAUAUCAGAAGCAAAAUGGCUAUGUCCAGGUCUAAUUUAGGAACUGGCAGGAGAAAUGGGAUAACUGUGAUCGGCUCAGACCCACCUAGGAAGAGCUCUGGAGCUCCAGCUGGGGACAGAUUUUUCUGCAGUGCAGGCUGUGGCCAUGGGGAGAAAAUGGAAUUUCUCUUAGGAGAGCGGGAGUGUGUGUGAAGGAAUUGGACGUUGAUUGGGUGAGUGGGCAAGCACUAGUGCCUGCCAGAAGCCAGAAGGCAGUUGUACUGAGGCUCCCUGAUGUGUGCUUAGGCCCUUUAUAGACAUCUCAUUAUGACCUUCGCACAGCCUCAUGGCAUAGGAAAUCAUUCUGCUUCACAGACAAUCAACAGGAGCUCAGCAAGGUUAAGGACAUAAAGCUAGCAAGAGGCAGCACGGGAAUCCACACUCAAGCUUGUCUGAUGCCAAGCCCCCGCCUUCCCAUCCUCGCACUCCCUGUGGCUGUAAAUAUGUAAAUGUUCCAACAAAAUUCUUUACACUUUUCCCUGAGAGUAGCAAAGGCUGCAUAUCCCCACCUUGUUUCAGCUUAGCUCACCAUAAAAAGUUGGAUAAGGGAUCUUCUUUAUUAGCCCUUUCUGAUUUCCCCCAGGAACAUUAAGAGGAUGGCAAACACUCGGGGAGGCAGAUACUGGAGGUUUAGAUGGGAAAUUAAUAAACCAAAUGAAAAACAGCAGGUCUGUGCACUCCUGAGAAGUGAGCCCCGAGCAGACAAGGGAUUUAGAUGCAUAUCUGUGUUCAGGCAUGGAGUUGUCUGGGUAGAGCUUAAAUGUGUGUGUGUAGCAUGGGCAUCGGAGAAGGCUCUGAUGCAUACAUAAACUUAAAUGAGGGCUAGGUGUGUGAUCGAUCAGAAGUCACCCCUGAGUGCUUUUCAUCUUUUUUUUUCUUGUCCUAUUGCACUGGCUAGACUAACUGCAGUACUCUAGAACAGAAACGGUGGCCACUGUCCUCUUCUUGUUCCCAACUUUUGUGGGCCGUUUUUAAUAUUUUGUCGUGGAGUUAGAUGUCUUUGUUAUCUCUUGGUGUUUAUCAUCACUCUUGGAGGGGAGGCCUGGUGUUGGCCGUGGCAUUGGCCACGUGUCGCGUUUUCUCUCCGAGCCAGUGGGAUGUCCGCGUGUCCUGGAGCUGGACGGCUGCAGUUCAGCUGCUGUACAAGGCAGCCUUCUCAAGCAGCCCAGAGUCUUGUCUGGCCCCUGGCCCCUCUGCAGUCUCUGGGACGACAGCCUGUGUGUGUCUGUGCUAAGAACUCUAUAAAGUCAAAAAAUGGGAUGAUUUUUUUCACAGUCGCUUAUUUGGUCCCACCUCUGACAUUCACUUGCUAUAUGACAUUAGAUAAAUCACUCAUCCUCUUUAAGCCUUAUUUUAAUCUGCUGUGAAAUGGGAAAAAUAGUACCUGCUUCACGGAGUUGUCUUAAGGUGCUACAGAUGAUGUAGGGAUGCUUUUUCAGAUAUAUAACAGGCACUCAGUCCCAUAUCCUCAGAGGGCUUACAUGCCUGGGAGCGGCUGGGGCCAGCUUUCUGGUAGUGUGACUCGUGCAGUCUCUCGGGGCCCUGUGUGCUUAGUUCAGUGCUGUGCUGGUGCUACCUUGACACGGAAUUUUUGACCAAGGAACCCACAUUUUGCACUGUGCCCACAAACUGUGUAGCCAGUCCUGUCUCCAGGAACUGGUCGAGCUCUAGCACUGGUGUUUCUCUCUGGGAAACAUCCGACCACUGAUUUCUUAGGGAAUAACUGACUCCCUCGGAGCGUAACUUCUCAUAGAAAAGUUAGCGUCACCAUCCUGUGUACGUUCAGAUCUUACUGUUCCAUUCUGGAACAUAAUCACUCUCAGAAAGGAACACCAUAUUUUACAGAAAUUACUUGGUCCAGAGAAGUUAAGGUGAACUCAUAAAGUGGAGUGACGACUCAGGAUUUUGUAAUCAGGAAAAGAUACUGGUUCACAAUCUUGCUGGGUCCUUCCUGGCUGAGUCACUUCAGGGCACUAUCUCUGUCUUACUGGUAGAACCUGUGUUGCAGAGGAAUUGCACUUUCCUUAUUGGUAAGAUAUAUAUCUCAGAGGAAUCAAACACGAUUUAUGUGACAUGCCUUCCACCGAGAGUCUGGCACACAGUAGGUACUCCAUCACCAUUCAUCCUUCCAACUCUUGCCAGAAGUAACAAAAAAUCAGAGCGUUAGUGCUUAAAAGCCAUAGUGCUACUGAUAAAACAAAUAAUAUGAUUUAUUUUUUCACUACUGUUUGGGGAAGGGCAUGUGCUUCAUAAAUAUGUAUUGGAAAGUACUUAGCAAAUGAGUAGAAAUAAUAAAAAUAUG